This is a messenger RNA of Paralichthys olivaceus (Japanese flounder), 3679 nucleotides long. It is a transcript of the gene tent5c, whose product is annotated as terminal nucleotidyltransferase 5C. Gene Ontology annotation, molecular function: poly(A) RNA polymerase activity; RNA binding. The record is from RefSeq and is a predicted model, not a curated record. Gene Ontology annotation, biological process: mRNA stabilization. NCBI's taxonomy places the organism in Eukaryota, Metazoa, Chordata, Actinopteri, Pleuronectiformes, Paralichthyidae.
UGCGGACACUGACUCCUCCACCGUGAGUGCGCGCGUGAGUUUCUGGAUCAUGAGUCUGAACGAACUUUAUUUCUUCUCCUCCGGAUUCUGAAGACUUUCAACGAACUUAAUCAGAACCUUGUGAGAAGAUGGAAAACAAGGAGGAAUCAAAGAGUAGUUCAGUCAGUGUCCUGUCCUGGGAGCAGGUGAGCCGCCUCAACGAGGUGCUGACGGAGGUCGUGCCUGUUCACGGACGAGGGAACUUCCCCACCUUAGAGGUGCGGCUCAAAGACAUUGUGUCCUGGGUGCGCUCCCGCCUGGAGCUGAGGGGCAUCAGAGUGAAGGACAUUCGUCUCAACGGCUCCACGGCCAGCCACGUGCUGGUGCAGGACAUCGGCUGGAGCUACAAAGAUCUGGACGUCAUCUUCAGGGUGGACCUGCCGCACGAGAAAGAAUACCGCGUCAUUAAGGACGUGGUGCUGGGCACCCUGUUGGACUUCCUGCCCGAGGGUGUGAACAAAGAGAAGAUCACUCCCAUGACUCUGAAAGAGGCUUACGUCCAGAAGCUGGUGAAGGUCAACACGGAGCAGGACCGCUGGAGCCUCAUCUCCCUCUCCAACAACAACGGCCGCAACGUGGAGCUGAAGUUUGUGGACUCAAUACGCCGGCAGUUUGAGUUCAGUGUGGACUCCUUUCAGAUUGUGCUGGACUCCAUGCUCGCCUACUACGAGCUGGCACAGACGCCAAUGUCUCAGGCCUUCCACCCGACCGUGAGCGGGGAGAGCGUGUACGGGGACUUCAGCAUGGCACUGAGCCACCUGCGCAACAAGCUCAUCGCCACCAAGCGUCCCGAGGAGAUCCGGGGCGGCGGCCUGCUGAAAUACUGCAACCUGCUGGUGCGGGACUUCCGGCCGGCCAGCGAGGAGGAGUUCAAGGGCCUGGAGCGGUACAUGUGCUCACGCUUCUUCAUCGACUUCCCUGACCUGGGUGAGCAGCAGCGCAAGGUGGAGGCCUACCUCCAGAGCCACUUCAUAGGCGAGGAGAAGAGCAAGUACGACUACCUCAUGAUCCUGCGGCGAGUGGUCAACGAGAGCACGGUGUGCCUCAUGGGUCACGAGCGGCGGCAGACCCUCCACCUCAUCUCGCUGAUGGCCUUCCGGGUGCUGGCGGAGCAAAACGCCAUCCCGGACGCGUCCUGCGUCACCUGCUACUAUCAGCCGGCGCCUUACGUCCGAGACCACAACUUCAGCAACUACUACGUGGCCAACCAGAACAUUCCGACAUGGCUGCCAUGUAACUGAGGCGACAGCCACACGGAAGGAUGUAGAAGAGGGCACGGCCGCCGCUGCGUUUGAGAAGAGAGAAGGUUUAGCAGAAAAGAAAAAACUAAAAAAAAAAAAAAAAGAUGUAGAGGCAAUAAAUGCAAAGUUCCUCUCAAGGCACAAUUAUAUUUAAGUGGACAAGUGUUUUGCUUUGUUUUUGCGAUCCUUUCUCAUUCCUUAUCUACAGAGGCGUCUAGGUCAUUGAAUAGAAAGUGAUAUUUUUAAGUGUUAUUUAGAUUUCUCUCUCAUGAUGUUUGGUUGUUUCCCUGUUUAUCAACUUUAUUCUUAUUGGAGUUCUGUUUCGUGCCUUAACCUCCAGGUUUAUCUCCCAGUAGUUUAAGUAUAUGGGCUGUUUUUUUGUAGACAGGGAAAAAGAAAAAAACGUUAUAGCCUGAAUUUGGUGUCCCAAAAAAAAAAAAGAAGAAAAUGUUUGAAAAGGCAGAAAAAACUGAUAUAAUGAGAAAAUGCUGUUAUCGGGGAAGAGAUGAUGUAAAAUGUUUCAGCUCAAUUUAAAAAAAAAAAAAACUAACCAGAGCACUGGUGUUAAAACACUUGGGGAGAAUUUAAGGUGGCUCAUGAAAAACUUUUCCCAUCAGAAAUUAUGGAUUUGUUUUAAUAGAUUUUGUAAAUAUCUGUCACGGACACACUCUGAUACGCCGGCAGUGCCUGUGAUUUGUGAAAAAGCAAAGAAAAUGUAUAUUUUUUAUUUUCCACUGUGAAUUUCAGUACAGGACGAGCUCCCUCCUCCUCCUCCUCCUGUUUACUCAGUCCUGUACUUUGAGUGUGAAACUGCAGUCUGACAGUUCAGGCCUCAGAUCGAGGAGGAGUGAGGAGCUUAGUUUUUUAAGUCACUUCCAAAGCCCGUGACCUCCGCAUGUCACAAUCCUGGCUUUCACAGGGUGAGUGUGACCGCCGGAGCGAGCGCCGUGGGGCUGCCGUUGUUGCCUGGAGCCAGAACCGGCUGGGAGUCCUGCGGUGGCUGUCCCCUACCUUAAAAGGAGCAGCACAUGGCGCGCCCCGCUGGGUCGUCCCUCACAGCCAUCGCAGGCUCCGCAGCAGCCCUGAAAUGGGAUCCUCCUCUGACGCAGCUCGGCGACUGGCUCUCAAACUACAGGCCGUCUAUAAUUAUCCUUUUUCUGUUUCCCCGGGGGGACGGGGGGUAAGGGAACCGGUCCGAGCAGCAGCAGUACUGCCACCUUCACUUCCUGUCCGCUCCUUCCUGGUGCCUGCUGGAUCCACCGGUGUUUGAACCCCUUUUGUGGUCAUGGACACCAGGACAGAGUUUGGUAUGUUUAGAGAAACGCCAGUGUGUCUGCUGGAGGGACACCCCCCCCUCAUGGAUUUUGAUUUAUCGCAGAAGCUUUAACUGAUUUGAGGCCGAACCCCUCAACCCUCUUUAUACAUUUCUAUUUCUGGCCGAACCUAUUAUUAGUUAUGAAUUUAGAACUUUUGCAGUGUGGCGUUACGAGCAACCUGUCAUCUCUGCUCUUUGCUUUCCUGACGUCGCAGCAUCCGCGUUAAACUUCUUACAUAAGUGGCAGCUGCUGUGUGUUCACCCCCCACUCCCCGUUUCUUAGAGGCCCUAGCUCGCUCGCUCGCUGCGUCGCCGCUGCCGCUCGUCUCACCGCAGCACAUGUUUGUAGCAGAUAACCAGGAGCGAGUGUUAUCUGGCUCACAGCUCCUGGCAGGUUGACGGUGGUCAGUGGAAGGUCGGCUCGGCCUCCUCUGCAGGUCACGCCCGGGGCAGGGGCACGCCGCGCUGACUCAGCUGCUGAGCUUUGGUGCAGGAACUGCCGUAGUGUUUUUUUAACAACAAGUGAGGCGCCGCACACUUUGUCGCUCUGGACCAAAGGCUGCGUUACAACCAGCAUCUGAAGCAAUCAAGUGCCUUUCACACUCUUUGGAGAAUGAUGUAGCCUUUUAACGUUUUUGUUUUAACGGUGAUCAGGAGGGAAAGUGUUGGCAAAAGGUUUUUCUUUUCUUUUCAGCCCCUUUAAACCCCAGUGGAACGUAACCAUGACGACUGUCAUCGCUGUAUUAGAUUCUAGUUUCUGGGAAAAUGCGAUUGUGUUUUGGUUGGGGAGCAAAAUUUCCUUGGUUUGAAUUUGAAAUUUGAGUUUUUUUUUUUUUUUUUAUUAUUAUUAUGUCUCUUUCUUUUUAGUUUCAGUCCCAAACCAUUCUGUGCCUUGAAACCCCUCCUGUCUAGUCAUUCCUGUCCGCCAUUUUGUUUCUCUCCCUUCGUCGUUUCCUGCCGUGUCUGGAAGCCAUGUUGACUUGAGUCUCGCAUCAUUUGAAAUCCAGCUCUUGAUUCAUUGUGAUCGUCUAAACAGAUGUUCUGUAUUUACACCUUUUUGAUUUUAAAAGUCCGCCAAACAUUA